Molecule: messenger RNA, 2484 nt
Organism: Durio zibethinus
Lineage: Eukaryota; Viridiplantae; Streptophyta; Magnoliopsida; Malvales; Malvaceae
Product: putative inactive receptor kinase At4g23740
Biological process (GO): protein phosphorylation
Molecular function (GO): protein kinase activity; ATP binding; protein binding
Source: RefSeq, a predicted model, not a curated record
UAUGUUUUGAGAUAUUUCAUAGUAACCAAACAGAGAAAGGUAGAAAAAGAAAAGUCAACAAAUGACAGAACCUAAUGGCCCUAAAGCGGCUGCUUUUGACAAAUUUCGGCCUAAAAUCAAGUCAUUUAAGUCAAUAGUUUUUAUAGAAGUUUUUAACAAACUUUUCUAUUGGUAACUAUUGAUAGCUCAGUAACAGUUUCUUUAAUGAUUGCGUUUCUGACUCUGAUUUGCUUGGUCAAACAAAUUCAUGUGGAUGUGGCCAUAAUUUGCAGAAAAGAUUCCCUCAUUUACUGUGAUUUUGGUUGAAUUGUUGGGAUUUUGAGGCUGCUGCGAAAAUGGGCAAGAAAAUGAACCUCUUGUUCAUUUUCUUGGUGGGGGCAAUUUUCUCAUCCAUCUUUGCUGACCCAGUUGAGGAUAAACAAACAUUACUAGAUUUCUUUGAAAAUAUUCAUCAUUCACCAUCUCUCAACUGGAGCAAGGAAACCUCUGUAUGCAACAGCUGGACAGGAGUGACAUGCAAUAGUGACCAUUCAAGAGUUAUAGCCCUGCGUUUGUCUGGAAUGGGACUUCGUGGCACUAUUCCAUCUGACACUCUCAGUCGUUUAUCAGCUCUUCAGAUUUUAAGUCUUGAUUCAAAUGCAAUUUCGAGCUCAUUCCCUUCUGAUUUUGGUGAACUCAAGAACUUGACCAUCCUUGAUCUUCACUUUAACACUUUUUUUGGCCCGUUGCCUGAUUUCUCGGUUUGGAACAAUCUUACCAUCGUUAAUCUUUCAAACAAUAGCUUCAAUGGAAGCAUUCCUCUUUCGGUAUCAAAAUUAACUCACCUCACAGCUUUGAAUCUGUCAAAUAACUCACUUUCAGGUGAUAUUCCUGAUCUCAAUAUCCCUAGUUUGCAACAGCUUGAUUUAUCCCAUAAUAAUCUCACAGGAAUUGUUCCUAAGUCCCUUGAACGAUUUCCAGGUUGGGCUUUUUUUGGUAAUAAUCUUUCAUCAGAAAAUGCCCUUCCUCCUGCUCGUCCAGGCCAGUCUCCCAAUGCUCAACCAUCAAAGAAAGCCAAAAAACUUAGUCAAUCUGCACUCUUGGGGAUUGUAAUUGGUGGCUGCGUUGUGCUGUUCGUGCUAAUUGCCCUUUUGGUGAUCUGCUGUCAGUCUAAGAGACAAAAGGAACCAGGAAUUCCAGCAAAGUCCCAAAGAAAAGAGGUCUCUUCGAAGAAAAAGGCUUCUGAGAAUCAUGAUAAGAAUAACGGGCUUGUCUUCUUCGAGGGUUGUAAUCUUGCAUUUGACUUGGAGGACUUGUUGAGAGCAUCUGCCGAGGUGCUUGGGAAGGGUACAUUUGGAGUAACGUACAAAGCAGCCUUGGAGGAUGCAACCACAGUGGCAGUGAAGAGGUUGAAGGAGGUAACCUCAGCAAAACGAGAGUUUGAGCAACAGAUGGAGGUGAUUGGGGUUAUCAGGCAUGAGAAUGUCUCUGCGCUUAGGGCAUAUUAUUAUUCAAAGGAUGAGAAGCUUGUGGUUCAUGAUUACUAUGACCUGGGAAGCGUGUCUGCUCUGCUACAUGGUAAAAGAGGUGAAGGCUGGAGACCUCCGGACUGGGAAACUAGGCUUAAAAUUGCAAUUGGUGCUGCAAGAGGCAUUGCUCAUAUCCACUCACAAAACAGUGGCAAAAUCGUUCAUGGAAACAUAAAAGCAUCCAACAUUUUCCUUAACUCUGAAGGAUAUGGGUGUAUCUCAGAUAUUGGUUUGGCCGCAGUGAUGAGCCCAAUGCCUCCACAUGUAAUGCAGGCAGCAGGUUAUCGUGCACCAGAAAUUGCAGACACUAGGAAAGCAACUCAAGCAUCUGAUGUAUACAGUUUUGGGGUCUUGUUACUUGAGCUCUUGACUGGAAAAUCACCAAUACAUGCCAUUGGUGGCGAGGAGAUCGUUUACUUGGUGAGAUGGGUGCAUUCUGUAGUUAGAGAAGAGUGGACUGCAGAAGUGUUUGCUGUAGAACUUUUACGCUAUCCCAAUAUAGAGGAGGAAAUGGUGGAGAUGCUACAAAUUGGGAUGAGUUGUGUGGUGAGAAUGCCAGAGCAGAGACCAAAAAUGUCUGAACUAGUGAAACUGGUGGAGGAAAUUUGGCGAGCACAUCCUGGAAACCAACCAUCCUCUGAAACCUCAGCUUCAAUCCCAAUCCCACAUGCGGCCGAAGCAGCGUCCUCCUCAUCUGUUCCAGAGUGAGAUUCUUGUCUUAUGAAUUACUAAUAGUUUUUAAAAAUUUUAUAAUUUCUUAUGGAACAGGCAAAGGGGUGGUUUUUGAUUAUUUAAGUUGUUUAUGUACCAUAUACCUCUGUGAUAAAAUUUCGUGUCAUAAUUAAUUUAGCUACCCUGAUCUAGCAAUGUUCAAAGUCAACAUGGGUCCUUGGCUAUCGUAUCAUUUAAAUAGUCAGGACUCGUGAAUUAACUGUUAAAGCAUGUGGGCUUUAAUUUUUUUGCUCAAUGAAGUUUA